CGUGGUUGAUCAAUUAUUAAUAUUAACAAUGAAUGAUAUUCAGAAUGGUGACAGUUUUGUCACUCUCAAUGCAAGGGAAAGUCCUAUUUCUAGUGAUGUUGAAAGUUCAGGACUAAUCUCAUCUGAUUCCUUACGGAGAGUGAAGAGGCGAAAGAGGAAGCGUUCUACAGAACCUGAGACUGAGUCGACUGGUACUUCAACAGAGGAAAGGCCCUCUAAGUGUAGCCAUGUUGAGCCUGACUUCGAACUCCCUUCAGAGUCUCCUCUAUCAUUAAAGGAUGAAGCAGGACCAAGCGCAGUUACUGAUGAAGCUAGCACCUCACAAAAUAAAGAACCGCUUGAUAGCGACCAUCAAUCAAUUACGAAUAAAUCAGUGGAAAUCAUAAAAGAGACUAAUAAUGGGGAUAUUUUUGAAGAUACUGAUGAAGAGGGUGGCGAUGAAGCUGGUGAUUACUCUACACUUUUAAAUAGUGACAGUGAGUCUGAUGAUGAUGGUCUACCUACUGUUAGUUUCUGUAAAGGGGAUUGGUCUAUUUCUGAUGUCAAGGAAAAUACAAUUAUUUGGACGAAGUAUGGAAAAUAUCCUUUUUGGCCAGCAUUGGUUGAUAGUUUAAAUAAACGGACCAAAAAACUUAAAGUGUAUUUUCUCGGUUGGCCUGAUAGACACCCAAUUCCUAUGAGCUAUAAGAACAAAAAGAAUUUUGCACCUUAUGAUUAUGAGAAUACAGUCAAAUACAAAGCUCAUUCAUUCAGUGAUCUUAAGGACCAGGUUAAAAUUGACUAUUUUAAGAAAUGGUUUGACUUGGCACUGAGAGAAGCUGAUACCUUACAACAGCUAAGAAUAGAAAAUAAAGUCCAAGGGCCUCCUCGUUAUCAGUAUGAGAUGAUGGCAGAAAUGAGACCAUCAUCAUACUCCUUUGAUAGUUCAAGGCCACAAUACUCUUUCUCUAACACUGAUAAUGAUAAUGAUGGAGAUAAGUCAUUGAAUAAUAAUAACGAUGAUGGUGAUAAAGGAGAAGAAGAAUCAGAUACCAAUUAUGAUCUGUCUGACAGUGAAGAUGAUCAACCUGAAGAUACCAGUUCGCCUUAUUGUUUCUCAAGAUUAAUGGAGCACUUUGAAAAGAAUGAGUCUUUUAUUGAAGAAGUAUGCUUAGGAAAAGCAUCGUCAGAGUUGCAUCAAUCUUACAGCGGGACCAAGUCUGACAGACAGAAAAUGAGAAAAGCAUCUACUGGAUUCGGUCCUGCCAAAUUAACGGAAAGCCAAGAACUAAAGAUAUACAAAUUUAUAGAAAAGGUUCUGAUAAGAACUCGCGGUGAAGCCGGUUUUACUUAUAUAUAUGAUGUUAUCAUUCCUGAAGUAUGUUAACUUAACAUAAAAGUUUUA
This is a messenger RNA of Amphimedon queenslandica, 1384 nucleotides long. RefSeq lists its product as uncharacterized. The record is from RefSeq and is a predicted model, not a curated record. The transcript has 11 exons. The coding region runs from base 29 to 1366 and encodes 445 amino acids. NCBI's taxonomy places the organism in Eukaryota, Metazoa, Porifera, Demospongiae, Haplosclerida, Niphatidae.